UCAUUAAUUUAUCAAAAAGUUGGAGCAAUGAUAUGCAACGUCAUUUGUCAGCGGAGAAGUCUCAAGGAUUCUUUUUGGCAGAAGCACUUUCAGAUGUUCUCGUUAAUCCAAUGGGAACAAUUCAAGAUGAUCGAUCAAUCAUAAAUAACAUAUUCGAUCCGAAUUUAAUAUCCGAAGAUGUUACAUUUGAGCUUUAUACGAAAAACAAUCCUGAAAAAGCAUUUUUAUUAAAAAUGGAUGAUGUAACAGGAUUAAAGGAAUCUUCGUUUGAUUCUGAAAAUCCUACAAAGAUACUCAUUCAUGGUUGGACUGACAGUACUAAUACUUAUUGGUUGCAAGAUUUUAGACAAAAUUACUUAACAGUUGGUAAUUAUAAUGUCAUUAGUGUCAACUGGUUUCCAGCAUCGUUGAAAGAGUAUUGGAUUGCUGCUAAAUUAACUCGCCAGGUUGGCAAGUACAUAGCAGAAAUGUUGGAUUUUCUUGUCUUACAAGCGGGUCUCUCCUUGAACGAUGUGCACAUAGUAGGACAUAGUUUAGGAGCUCACGUUGCUGGAUUUGCUGGUAUGGAAGUGUCUGGAACAAUUGGAAGAAUAACUGGCAUGGAUCCAGCUCGACCAGGUUUCGAAUCUUCGAGUUUAAACGAUUUAAGAAUUCGUUUAGAUUCUAGAGAUGCCAAAUUCGUGGAUAUCAUACACACUUGUGCAGGAACGCUUGGUUUCAUCAGAUCAAUUGGUCAUGCUGAUUUUUAUCCGAAUGGGGGAACGUUUAGACAACCUGGAUGUCCCAUCUUCUCAGCUCAAUACUGCAGUCAUGCUAGAGCUCACGAUUUGAUGGGCGAAUCUAUCAUUAAUCCGUUAGAAUUCGGUGCUAUUCAAUGCAAUAGUUGGAUCGAAUUUAAAGCAGGAAAAUGCAAGAAUAAUUCGACCAUGGUAUUUAUGGGGGAAAAUGUUAAUUGGAAUGCUCGUGGUUCAUUUUUCUUGGAAACCAACGCACAACCACCGUUUGGUAAAGGUGUUAUUUGAAAAGGUAUAAGAAACAUCGAGAGAAGUGUUUAUUUGUUAGGGUUGUACAAAUGUAUGUAUAUUUAAUUAACAUGUUUACAAUUGUGGUACAGGGAACCACUGAUUGGAAAUUAA
Molecule: messenger RNA, 1136 nt
Organism: Polistes dominula (European paper wasp)
Lineage: Eukaryota; Metazoa; Arthropoda; Insecta; Hymenoptera; Vespidae
Product: pancreatic triacylglycerol lipase
Biological process (GO): lipid catabolic process
Molecular function (GO): lipase activity; serine hydrolase activity
Source: RefSeq, a predicted model, not a curated record